CACGAAACUCGGCUCAAAUCAAUGUCAACAAAAAAUAUAGAACAGUUGACAGUGCAAAAUAAACUGCGAAAUUUUUCAUGGUCGCUGCCGUAAUUAAUUAAAAACUGAGUACGCAUAUUUAGUCAGAUAUUCGACAUGACAGCGACCCACUGCCUUUUGUGCUUGACCUCUUUGCCGGACGAAGAAGAGGAAUCAAAAUUAAAUUCUUUGAAAAUACAAAUUCCAAUUAACGAAUUGCGAAAUUUACUUGUUCCUCCUUCGGUAGUCAGGUCAAAUUCAAGUCAUAAAAUCGAAGAGAACGUAGAAUACAAUGUGUGUAAAGACUGCUCCCACAUUACGGAAGAAAUUAGAAGUUUUCGUACUCAAAUUUCUGAAUUAGAGGUUCAAAUUAACAGAAAAGUGGUACAAAUUCGAGAAACAAUUAUUGAUUCGUCGCCACCGGAAAAUGAGGGAGUGGAGGAUUUAAUUGUGAUAAGAGAGUCGCUACUAGUCUUGACAGGUCAGCACGACAACGAGGCGUUAAAUUGUGGACCUGUGGAGGCCCAGGUCAAAGUUGAAACGAAUCAUGUCGAGGAUGAAUUUUCCAACAAUUAUUUCGACGAUGAUGACCUCCCAUUCUCACCGGCGAACCUUGGCGAACAAGAAGUUUCACGAGUUAAAGAAGAAUAUAGUCAAGGAGAUGCCAACAACGACGACGAUUUUCCAUUUCACAUUACUCCAGAUAACUUUAAGGAAGAAAGUGAAGAAGAGGUUGUAAAAACUAGGGGUCGAAAACGGAAAGCGAUCAACUAUUCAGAACUAGAGCUUUCAAGGCCUAAGAAAAUUAAACAAAAAACUACCAAACCGACCCCAAUCAAAGCAAAAACUCUACCCCAUCAUACAUCGCAACCCAAGAAAAAAACUGAAAAACUCUCGCCAAAGAAAACACUACAAGUUAAAUCUCCUCCCAUCUCGAGCGAGUCAGAGGGUGACGAAUCUAACCUUUCCGGUGACGAAGACGAUGAUGACGACGACGAAUACGUUCCCUCCGACUUUGACCAACUCAAGAAAAACAAUCGCCUCCCCUACAAAUGCAACCGCUGUAAUUGGAGAUCAUUUAACACCGAAGAAGAGCUAAACCGUCACUUGGAAAAAGAUCAUAAUUUUCCAUGCCCCAUCUGUACCUCACAAUUUGACAAAAAGGAAGAACUCAACCGUCAUCUAAAGAAAGAACACAAAGGUGUGACUCCAUUCAAAUGUGACGUCGGCGUCUGUAAUAAAAGGUUCUGGCUGAAAAAAUCUUUCCAAGCCCACAUGGUCAUGAAGCAUGAGUCUGGGGAGAAAAUAUUCCCGUGUUCGAAAUGUGAUAAGAAAUUCUGCCUCGAGCUCAACCUCCGAAACCAUUUGGACCAGCACGACCUCGAAGGGGUCAAACCGUUUAUUUGCGACGUUUGUGAUGCCAGAUUUCUUACCCAGUACCGCCUCACGACACACGUGGAGUACAAGCAUAAACAAUUUCGGUGUGACCAAUGUGGAUUAGAAGUGAUUACAAGGACAGCAUUUGAAAGACACCUCCGUCUGCACACUGGUGAAAAGAAGUACAAAUGUGACCACUGUUCCGAAACAUUUAUCGACCCCACCGCUAAACAGCGACACACUUAUCGCGAGCACACCACCAAUAAGGAAAGGGAGUGUCCAAUAUGUCACAAAGUAGUGUCCACCAUUACCAACCUCAAAAUUCAUAUGGAUCGGAUGCAUGAAAAAAUUCAUAGAAAGCAGUGUGAAACAUGUGGGCAAAAAUUCAUGGAGGCGUCAUCUCUACAAGCGCACGAAAUUAGGGAACACGGGAAGGAUCCGUUAGUGUGUGAAGAAUGUGGGUCGACCUUCGUGAGCGACAAUGGACUAAAACUACACAAGUUAAGACACAAAGGAGAAAAACCGUUUGCAUGCGAUCUCUGUGAUGCCCGUUUUACAUUCACGGGUCAAUUAACGCAACACAAGAAAUAUCACUUGGAUGAACGUCCUCAUCUCUGCUCUCACUGUGGAUUCGGAUUCAAAGCGAAGAAACAUUUGAAUAUUCACAUCAAGCGGAUCCACACUCCUGGAUACGUCACCCCCACCCCACAUAAAUGCCCCCACUGCGAGAAAGCAUUUCCCCGCAAGUGCUUUAUGGAGGCACAUGUCCGCCAAGUCCACACGCUAGAACGGCCCUUCGUUUGCGACCAGUGCGGGAAAGGGUUCGCUAUCAAAACCACGUUGGACUUGCACCUCAGGACACAUGGCAUCGUGGUGGCGAGGAGGGCGAGGGAAAAGUUGCCAAAAUCCAAGAGAGACAAGUUUCCUCAAGAAGAAGAUGAAGAUGGAAACAGUGAAUAAAAUUAAAUCAUAAAUGUGCAUUAUUUAUAUACAUAUAAAAUCAACUUUAUUUUAUGAUGCUGGAAUUUUAAGUAAGUAAAGAACAUAAAUAUACACACACAAUUUUGAAAAGAG
Folsomia candida is the source of this 2469-nucleotide messenger RNA. Its product is annotated as zinc finger protein 708. The coding region runs from base 136 to 2355 and encodes 739 amino acids. Gene Ontology annotation, biological process: regulation of transcription by RNA polymerase II. Gene Ontology annotation, molecular function: RNA polymerase II cis-regulatory region sequence-specific DNA binding; DNA-binding transcription activator activity, RNA polymerase II-specific. The record is from RefSeq and is a predicted model, not a curated record. Lineage: Eukaryota; Metazoa; Arthropoda; Collembola; Entomobryomorpha; Isotomidae. Gene Ontology annotation, cellular component: nucleus. The transcript is spliced from 7 exons.